Molecule: messenger RNA, 6170 nt
Organism: Stomoxys calcitrans (stable fly)
Lineage: Eukaryota; Metazoa; Arthropoda; Insecta; Diptera; Muscidae
Gene: Sox14
Exons: 2
Coding region: 1994-5209 (1071 amino acids)
Biological process (GO): cell differentiation; anatomical structure morphogenesis; positive regulation of transcription by RNA polymerase II
Molecular function (GO): DNA-binding transcription factor activity, RNA polymerase II-specific; RNA polymerase II cis-regulatory region sequence-specific DNA binding
Source: RefSeq, a predicted model, not a curated record
AAGUCUAACGCCAGGAAGAAACCACUCAAUUCAAAAACGACUCAGUGACAACAAAAAUUUUGAAAUUUUUAAGAAAUUUCAAAAAAACGCAAACUCAACUCCAGCUUGAAGAAAAUUACUCAACUCAAAAAAAAAAAACUUAACAAAAAAGAAGCCUUCCUGAAAACAACUAAAAAAGAAUUUCUACAAAUUUAAUAAAAUUUGGAAAAGAAAAAAAAACAAUCAUUUAAGUUAAGAAGGAAAUCACUCAAGCUAAGAAGGAAAUCACUCAAGCUAAGAAGGAAAUCACUCAAGCUAAGAAGGAAAUCACUUAAGCUUUUGCAAAAAACACAAUCAUUCAAGUUAAAGAGGAAAUCGCUCAAGCUAAAAAGGAAAUCACUUAGGCUUAGAAGGAAAUCACUCAAGCUAAGUAGCAAAUCACUCAAUUGGAAAAUUACCUGAUUGAACAGAAAUUUGUUUAAAAAGAUCAAAAAUCAUCGAACAUAAAAAAAUUUAAGGAAUUUCAUAAAAAUAAAUCAAAAUCACUCAAGUUAAAGGAAAACCACUCAAUCAUUAAAAACCUCCAAUUUAAAGAAAAUUGUGCUAAAACCCUUAUAACUUCAAAAAAUUUGCGGAAAAAGCUAAGAAAUCAAGAAAACUAUAGUUUAAUUCAAAAUAAACAAAAAAAAAACACUCAAUAUUGGUUACCAAAACUUAAGUAAGAUUUGUAAAGAAAACCAAAGACUUUGGUGUUAAUAACCAUUUGCCGAAGAAAACAACAACAAAAUCUGCUGUAAAAACAAAAUCACUCACAAUAAACGAAAAAGCACUCAAUUUGAAAUUGUGUAAAAACGAUAGAAAUCAUCUCCUGGACUUACAAAAUAAAGACUGCCGCUAAAAAAAUAAAAGAAUUUUCAACCAUUAAGAUUUCACUCAAGCUGAUUUGGGAAAAAACACUCCAUCUGUAAUAGUUGAAAACAAAGUAUUUCGCAAUUAUUUGUAUUUACCAACAAACCGGAGGCAAUUGCUAAAAAAACAUCCCCGUAUAUUUUACAAAAAGGAAAAGUAAACAACAAACCUUUAAAAACGAGAGCGACCAUAAGAUUUUGUAAAAAAAGAGUGAACAACGAUUUUGAGUCUUACGAAAAAAAAACUCAACUAAAAAUUGGGAGUUUAAACAAGCAAAUAAGUUGUUUGUUCGUUUUUGCAGAACAUUACAUUUGGCGGAUAUAAACAAUGUGUGAUCCAUAAAACCCAUGAAAUCCUAAUUCACACAAGUUUCCUGAAAAAACACUCAUUCAAAAAUUCAUUCAAACCAACUGGCAAAAAGUGAAAAAACCAACAUAGAGUUUCACUCAAGCUGCAAGAAAAAUCACUCAAUUCAAAAGUUGGUACCAAUACUAACCACAUAACAAAAGGACUUGAAAAUUAAAGUUCCCUCAAGCAAAAGGAAGGGCUUGAAACAAAAUAUUGAGAGGAUUAAUAUCAAAAUUUCACUCAAUUACAACUACAAAACGCUCAAAUUGUCUUUGAGUAUACAAAAGAGAUUAUCAAGCCAUUGAAAGUAUUUUGUAGAUAAGAAGAAACAUUUCCAGGAAACCAUUUUGAGUUUCACUCUCAAACUUAGUAAAACCGAUUAAAACAAAAAAAGUUAUUCUGAACAGAAUCUCUUUGGAAAACCACUCAAUUCUGUAACUGAAAUCUUGGAGAGCACAAACCAAAGGUUGUAUCAAACAUGAGUGGAGUUCAAAGACAACUCAGUAGACCCCCACCUCAACAACAACGAAAACAACACAUUUCCUAAAUAAGGAAAAGAAUAGAGAAAUACUCAUAAGAGUAAGAGAGAGAGAGAGAGAGUGAGACAAGUUCUCCAACCCUUAGAAACCAAAUAAAUUGAUCUCCCCUUUACCAUAUUUACUUAAAGGGUUUUUCCUUUAGAACCCCCCCCCCCCCCCCACUUUACUUUUGGUCUGACAAACCACUCCGUUUUUUGGAAAGGAUCACAACAAAAACAAUGAUUAGUGAAUCAACAGUGAAUGGGUUUCCAGACGAAGAAGAUUCCAAUCAACAAAAUCUUCCCCAAGCACAGCAGCAACAGCUGUUGUUGUCAACACAUAACCAACAUCAACACCAACACAACAAUCAUCAGCAGGAUCAGUUGGUUUACACCUCCUUUCACGAACAUUUUGAACAAGCCUUGAUCAAUGAAUUGUUCGAGGAAGAUAUCAAGGACUACCCGUAUAACGAAGAGGAAGAUAUCAAGGAGUACCCGUAUAACUGUACACAACAGCAACAGCAACUGCAACAACCACAAGAACGCUGUUCAACUUUGGCAAUCCAUGAAUUGAUCAAAGACGAGGAGGAAUUUAUCAGCGACGAAGUAUACGAACACGAAGAGGAGGAAGAGAAUUUCCACGAAGUCUUGGUGGCAUCAUGUGAGCCAGAAGAAGAAGAAGAAGAGGUAGUAGUAGAAAGCGAGCAGGAGGUAAAAACCACCGAAGAAAUACAACAAACAACAGUGCCUGAGGCAGCAACGGCACUGAGACAGCAAAAACGCAAAAUAAAAGCAACAACGUCAACGCCAAAUAUUACUCAUGCUAAAACAACAACAGCAACAAAGGCAAGACAACAGCAACAACAAAUGCUUACAUUGGCCAAUGGCAUAUGUAACAAAUCCAAUAAUAACAAUAACAACACAAUCACCAACAACAACAACAACAACAACAACAACACAAUAAUCUUAAUUAGCAACAUUCACAACAGCAAUAGCAACAGCAGUGUUAUAAGCUCGCACAGCGCUAGCAACAGCAGUAGUAUUGUCAGCUUGAACAGCAGCAACGCCAGGACCUCAGCUGCCGCCAGCAGCAGCAACAACAACGGCAAUAAUCACAAACUAAGCAACGGCAGCAAUAACGCUCACCACCAACAUCCACAGCUGCAACUGCAAUUGAGCAGCAGUACUUCUGUGGCCAGCCCCUUAAGCACCAACAGCGAUUGCACUGGCGAUGAUAGCAGUCAAAAAAUCAACAUAAAUUUUGAAAAUAAUUUAAACUUUUUAAAUUUCAAAAAUUAUCCAAGCUCAGAGGAUUUUUCAAGUCUCUCAACACCAACAUCACCGAACAUCAAUCACAAUAACAAUAGCAACACCAACAGCUUUAAAAUGGAACAUCAGCAACAAUUGCAACAGCAUUUUCUGCAGCAGCAGCAGCAGCUUCAACAACAGCAACAUCAACAGAUUGUUGUCUUUGGCUCGCAAAGGGUUAACAUGAACUCGAGUACCCCGUAUUCAGAUGCAACUCAAACGAAAAAACAUUCGCCCGGCCACAUAAAACGGCCCAUGAAUGCAUUUAUGGUGUGGAGCCAAAUGGAGCGACGCAAAAUCUGCGAAAAGACUCCCGAUAUGCACAAUGCAGAGAUCUCCAAAGAAUUGGGCAGACGAUGGCAACUAUUGAGCAAAGAGGAAAAACAGCCCUACCAAAUGGAGGCGGAGAAAUUGCGCAAGCUGCACAUGAUCGAGUAUCCCAAUUACAAAUAUAGACCCCAAAAGAAAUUGCCCAGAGCCAAUUCGGGUUCGAGCAAAAGCUCUCAGGAUGGCUCACACAAUGAGAGCUCUGACAUGAAUUCAUCUGCCUCGCCCUCAACCUCGCAAAAGAGUCCAGGGCCCGGAGGCAGUGGAGGUGUUGGUGGUAACACCGCCAAGCCAGGACGCAAAGGCAAACGUACUUCCUCGGGCAGUUCUUCCACCAAUUAUGGCACAACCCCACCACCCGUAAAAAAGCAACGCCACAAUAGUUGCAAAUCGCUUAACAAUAUGAGUACCAACACCACCACCCACCUCAAUGCCAGCUCUACCAGUACUCUGAACUAUGAUGACGACGAAGAUGAGUUUGGGACUCGCACCAAUGCCUCCACACCUCUCCAUAACUUGGACAUUAGCAGUAGUUAUUUAAAUUCCACAACGGCAAGUGAUUAUCAAAUUACCUCAGGCAGUUACUACACCCCAGACGAUCUGACCUCAGCGGAUCUCAGCAAAAAUGUGAUGCUACAAGUUACCAAUGAGCCGAACCCGCAAAGGCUGCCAAUGUUGGCAAAUCUAAGGCCCAAUGAGCUGCACUUCAAGCAUGAGCUGCCGGACCAGGAGGAUUGCGACGAUGCCAAGGGGGGCUCGGUCUACACCUUGAUGAGAAGCAACUUUUUUGAGUCCCCAGUGGCCGAAUUUGAUGAUAAUGAGUGUGGCGGCGAAAUGGAGAUGCAUGCCUCCUACAAUGGUCAUGGUCAUCAUCAGCAUCAACAUCAGGGCAUAGUCAACAAUGAUGCCAAUUUACAUCCAGCCAGUCAGCAACACCAACAGCAGCAACAACACCACCAACACCAUCAGCAGCAGCAACAGUUGGCUGUCAAUGGUGAUCAAACGCAGUAUUCAGAUGUGAAAUUCUCCGUUUUUAAUUGCAGUGAUCUGCAAACUGCCUCCUCGUGCAAUGCCACGCCCCAAUUACUAAACUGUGAUGACAUCCUUAUGCUUGAUGAUGACAGCAACCAAACGCAUGAGCAGCACCAGCAAGACCAAUUUGGCAAUUCCCUGGUCAGCAGCAAUAGUGGUGAUAAUUGUGGCCAUCAGCACCUACAGCACAACAACAAUUCGCAUCACCACAGCCACAAUCAAAGUGGUGGUGGUGGUGGUGGCGGGGGUGGGUUAGUGGAUAAUGGUCAACAGUUAUUCUCUUUGGCCCCCCAACAAACAGUGACCAUGAACAUUGCGAUACACAAUGGCAAUGGUGGCAACAAUGGUGCGGGUGCCAACGUUUCCAACACCAACAGCGACAGGUGCUUGAAAAAGGAGGAGCUAACAUUCCAUCUGGAUGAUGUCCCAGGCAGUUCCGCUGCCUCCAACAGUCUAUCGGCGAUCAUUGCCUCCCACAUUGCGCCCAUGGUGACCAUACCCUCUUGCACGGGUGAUGAUUGCAUGCUCAAUUCCACACCCAAUUCGCCACAGCUGGGUUUCUGUGGCCACUCGAGCUUUGGCGGCACCGCUGGGGAGGCCUGUGACACGGUCUCCCUGGGGCCACUAAUAACGGCCAACACGCAACAGAGCGAUCUCAACUAUUUGACAAAUGUCGAUAACAAUAGUCGUUUUUACGAUUUCGAUGAGCCAUCGCAAACGACUAGCCAUUUAGAAUUUAAUUUCCCACACACUGACUCACUCACACUAACCAAUUCACCCUACAUAUAAAAGUAAGCAAUGCAUAAAGAGCGCGCGAGAGCGAGAGCGAGAGAGAGAGAGACGAAAGGAAUACCCAACACACUUAACAAUCAAGCAACAAUUAGUAUUUUAAACUUAGCCACACUGGUCAUUACUCUCAGCCAAUAGGGGUUACAAUCAGUAAUCUUUCUUCCAUUCAAAAGAACAAAAAAAAAAAGAUCUCUUCAAUUCAAAACUUAUUGCCAGUAAUGCCUACUUCUUUAGAAAUCCUUGUAACAAGAGACUGUGAUACAAAACAAAAAGUGAAAAAUGCUUUUUUGGCAUUCUCCCGAAAAUAUUAGCAAGAGGCGAUUUAAAUCAGAGAAAUAACUAAUGAAAGCAUUUGUAAAUAGUCGUUGAGUGUCAUGUUUGUAUGUUUUAUUUUUUAAUAAUGCUUGGGGUUUUCAUGGUGCCGCCAAUUAAGCGUUUUUUUCACUUUGUUGUCAAAAGAACUUUAAAAACAAAGGGGAAAUUAUUGAAAGCAAUUUUUUUUAGCUUAGUAUAGAAGGGUUAAAGUGAUAUUUAGGGAAUAUUGACAUAUUGCAUUGUGUGAUGUUUUUUUUUUUUUUUUUUUUGUUAUUUUUUCGUAUCUUCGUGGGUGAAAAAAUGCAAUAUGCAAUAAGAGGUAUAAAAAAGGCUGCUAAAAAGUGGACAUUACUGGCUGUAAGAAGAAAAGAAAAAAAAAAUAGAUGAAGACACAUUUAAAUUACAAUGAGUUUCGAUGGAAUAAAGUUCAAAAGAGAAAGGGAAAAAGUUUUUAUUUUCUUUAAUAAAUCUUUUUUUAAAUACUUUAAAAAGCCUAGUAAAAUACCAACAUUUUCGAAGGCUUUACUUUGUUGUGAUAUUGUUUGAAAAUCUUUGCCUUUUUUAAAAGAAUUUAAUAUCGUUGGAUGUUAAAAGGACAUAAUUUAUAAUUGUUUUAAAAAAUUAUAAAAUCCUAUAAAAAAAUUUU